CCGCAGUGUAUAUAAAUUGCUUACAAAUAUUUCAGCCCUAAAAAAAUCAUUUUUUAAAGAAGCUCAUAAAAAAAGGUAUAAGGAUAUACAGCAAGAUGUUGCAAUAUAUUUUGAUUCUAUCGAUCGUUUCAAUGUGUAGUUAUGGAAAAGAAGCACGUCAAUUAAAAAAACUUCCUACAGUCCCAGCAUAUUUAUACAAGGCAGAAAAACAACAGUUGACUAAUUCUAAACGAAAUUUCCUUGUUGGAAAACCUUUGGUCCAGGAUGCUAAUAAACUUCCUACAGUCCCAGCUUAUUUAUACAAGGCAGAAAAAAAACAAUUGACUAAUUCUAAACGAAAUUUCCUUGUUGGAAAACCUUUGGUCCAGAAUGCUAAUAAACUUCCUACAGUCCCAGCUUAUCUAUACAAGGCAGAAAAAAAACGGUUGACUAAUUCUAAACGAAAUUUCCUUGUUGGAAAACCUUUGGUCCAGGAUGCUAUUAAGGCCAACCGAAGUUGAGAUUUUUAGAGUCCAACCAAAGAUGAGAUUUGCUCAAUAUUUCUUCGAAGAUUGAUCAUUGAAGAUAAUCGUCUUAAUUUUUAGAAGUUUUGUUCUGUCGCUUUAAUAUUUUUAUUUUAUUUUGAUGUUGACAAAUUAAUUUUUAAUUUUUAUGCACAUUUCUAUUUAAAUGGUUGUUUUUAAAACUUUGUCAUUUUUUAAAGUUGUUUAGGAAAGAUUUUUCAAUUACCAA
Hydra vulgaris (swiftwater hydra) is the source of this 732-nucleotide messenger RNA. RefSeq lists its product as uncharacterized. NCBI's taxonomy places the organism in Eukaryota, Metazoa, Cnidaria, Hydrozoa, Anthoathecata, Hydridae. The record is from RefSeq and is a predicted model, not a curated record.